This is a messenger RNA of Schistocerca nitens (vagrant locust), 846 nucleotides long. RefSeq names its product neurotrimin-like. The record is from RefSeq and is a predicted model, not a curated record. The coding region runs from base 1 to 846 and encodes 281 amino acids. The transcript has 7 exons. Gene Ontology annotation, cellular component: neuron projection membrane. Lineage: Eukaryota; Metazoa; Arthropoda; Insecta; Orthoptera; Acrididae. Gene Ontology annotation, biological process: synapse organization.
AUGGCGUCGGGGGAGACGCGCACCUGUCACACCAGUGCAACAGAAACCUGUGACUUCCUGGCGGACCCGCAGACGACGCCGCGGGCCUCCUCCAGACAGCCUUCCGGCCCGCCAGAGCCGGAGUUCGACGCUGGGCAGGUGACCAACGUGACGGCGCUGCUAGGGGCCACCGCCUACCUGCACUGCCGAGUCAGGAACCUGGGCGAGCACGCCGUGUCGUGGGUAAGGCGGCGCGACUGGCAUAUCCUCUCAUCCGGCCUGUACACCUACACCAACGACGAACGCUUCCAGGUGAGCAGUUUCAACAACCGUCAGGACUGGACGCUGCACAUCAGAUACGUCCAGAAGAGGGACAACGGCACCUACGAGUGUCAGGUGGCUACGGACAAGGGUCUGAUGUCGCACUACUUCAACCUGCACGUGGUGGUGCCCACGGCGUUUAUACUGGGCAACGGCGAGUACCACAUCGGCGAGGGCAGCACCAUCUCUCUCGUCUGCAUCAUCGAGAAUAGCGAGCCUGCGCCGCGGCCGGUGCAGUGGUGGCACAACGACCGGCCGGUGGGCGGCGCCGGGCCACGGGGCGUCUCCGUCAUCACGGAGCCUGGCCCGCGCACCCACUCCAGGCUGGUCGUCUCCAGCGCCACGCGCGCCCACUCCGGCAACUACACGUGCGCCGCGCCGGACACCGAGCCCGACACCAUCAACGUGUACGUCUCUCAAGGAUCCUACGGUGACAAUAUAGCAGCGAUCCAGAAGCAAGAAGUUUCCCACGCGUUUCACCACUCCUCGGCGAGGCCAGCUGUCGUCAGUAUAGCGGUUGCCGUUCUGAGGGAAUUUUGGCGAUGA